Talaromyces rugulosus is the source of this 1482-nucleotide messenger RNA. RefSeq lists its product as uncharacterized. Bases 1 to 1482 code for a protein of 493 amino acids. The record is from RefSeq and is a predicted model, not a curated record. Lineage: Eukaryota; Fungi; Ascomycota; Eurotiomycetes; Eurotiales; Trichocomaceae. The transcript is spliced from 3 exons.
AUGGAGCUAAGUAAACAUCCAGAAGAUGCAACCAGCGACAAUGGAAUGGGAUCCUUCGAAAACUCGGAAAAAGGGCUAGAGACGAAACUAAACGCGGACGCUGGGGAAGACGAAAGCGAAAAUGACGAUGCAUAUAAUAAUCAGAAUUGGUUUAAACCGGCCGAAAAACGGUGGCCAGGUGGCUCAGAAAAGUACACCGGGAUAGAAAUCCAGGAAGAAGAUGAAGACAACUCGGAUGAGGGAAGCCCAGCAACUUCACCUGGCAGGGAAUCUGUAUAUGACACUGAAGAAAAUGACAGCCAGUGCGGCUCCAUAGGAGCGACCAAAGCAGAGCUCCAUGGCGGCCUCUUGAGGAAUAAAUUUCGAGGUCUACGGAUUCAAAAAGACGAGUCAGAGGUCCUUUUCCAUACUACAGAGUUUGAUGAAGCCGAUCUUACGUCCUUUUUGGAUAGUAAUGCCAUCAUGUUUUUGCUCACCAUGGCAGGAUAUCUUAUUCGAACCGACCGCAGCUGGUCCUGUGCAUGCACUUUGGCAAUCUCCCACAACGCAAGCUCAAAAACCACCUACGGCGUCUGCAUUGGUUUGAAGCCAUAUGAGGCAGAGUCUCUAGUAGGAUUCCUCCAAAGAGAAAAGCGAUAUGCCGGAAACCCGCUGUUCGUUGCUGUUGCUCUGGUAGAGAUCUACAUCCAAGUCACCAUGGCCAUGAACAGGCGCCACAACAAGGACUUUUACAAUAUCCAGACUGCAAUGAAGACGGACUACUACAUCAUCUCCCCCAAAGUGCAGCGAACCCUUGAUCUCGUUGAAUUUGCAAGCAGGCUCACCGCGCUUGGAUCUUCUAGUGUUGGCGUUACCCAGUUGUGCUCGACGCAGCAUCGUAUCAUGCAAUUCCUUGACGAUCAACUCAAGACCUUGAAAAAAGAGGCGCCAGAGACAGAUACUGUUCUGACAGCACUUGGCGAACGACUUGCUUUCACAAGAGAGCUUUUACAGGCCGAACGGCAGCAUAACGAGUACAUCAAAGGAGCAGCCCAGACACAGGUGCAGAUGGUAUACUCCCUCACAGCGCAACGCGACAACGAGCACAACCUCAACCUCGCUCGGCUUUCCCAGAAGCAAAACAGAAUCAACAUCCAAAUCUCCAAAUUUGCCGCCUACGAGAGCCGCAUCAGCAACAAAAUGGCCAAGGAGUCCCUAAGAUACGGCGUCGAUAUGCAAAUCAUCGCCGCCGUCACGCUCGGCUUUCUGCCCGGGACUUUUAUGGCAACGCUCUUCAGUGCUAGUUUUUGGGAUUUUCAGCCGGAUAAUCAGGGACGGAUUGUUAGUUCUUGGGUUUGGCUGUAUUGGGUCUUGACGGUUGUGUUGACGGUGGGUGUGUUGGCUGCGUGGAGAAUCAUGUCUCGUGUAAAGGCGGAUGGGCUUGAGCCGCCGCCAGAGGCCUUCGUGUUGGAGAAUCUAGAUGAUAGCGGAGAUAUUGCAUGA